CUGCACAGCUGUGUGGGUGUGUAAGAGAACUAUGCUUGGAUGACAUAAGCCAUGAAGAGGCCACAAGCUUUUAGAUCAUACACUCUCCCCCCCCCUUCUCUCCCAACAGGCUGUGGAGAAUAAAAACUUUUGCUCCUGUUUUUGAUUAGCUGCAGUUUAGCAUUAUGUCAGAACUCUAAACCAUCAUAAUUUUUAACUGUGGUUUGUCAAAACAAGCUAACUUCAUAACCCAUGGAUUGAAGUUGGCUUGUUUCAAACAAGCUACAGUUGAACUUAAAUAUACUUUGUUGAGUUCAGAAAAAACUUCAUAUUGAAGUUAAUCAGAAGCUUCCAUCUCCUCAUGGCCAUGCUGCAGGAGGGGAGAGCAGAGGGAGAAAUGCACGAGCUUGAUGAUCACUGCAACUCAUUCCCAUCUUACUGACCAUGUGAGAGGGUUGGUGUUUUUUGAGCUUGCCUCCUUUCGCCAUAAUAGUGACACAUGAUCAGUCUCUUAAGUGACUAUGUGGCAAUGAUCAAAAUUCCUUCUGUUAUGGAAAGCAAGUAUGAUUCAGCAGCCUCAACCAAGGGUUCCUAAACAGUAGUAUGGAAGCUUCAUUCAGGUGGUCCAUGGCAUGUCUCUAAAAAUACAAUUAAAAAACAUACACCCACAGUCCAUUACAAUUGCUACAAUAAGCAGGAAAAACAUGUUGUGGUUCAUCAAGGCCUUCAGAAUUGUAAUGUCCAUGGAGGAAAAGGUUUGGGGACCAGUGGCCUAAACAGAAUGAAGUUGGAGCUAUUUCUAAUGGGGCAGUAACCAGGGAAGGUGAAGGGGAAAGUGCUUCCCAUCUGUCCUCCUCCUCUUCCAGCCCACCUGUUCCUCUAGUUUAUUACAUCUGAAAUGGCUUUCACAGUGCUCUAUUUGGCAAGCAGUUAACAAUGAAGUAGGAAACGUAAGCCCAAAGACGUUUGGUUAAAUCCAACUAAGUCAUACUUUGAGCAGAUCCAUUGAAAUCAAUGGACAUGACUCACUUAAGUCCAGCAGUGGCUCCAUGUCAGUGGGACAGUAGAAUCUGCCUUGGGUUUUAGUCCAGACUUUCAAGAGUCCAAACUUUCAGGAAGCUGUCCAAGGUGCUUCAGCACUGUCAUGGAGCCACCAACUGCCACUGCCGAAGUCCACUGAUUCCACUGGUUGUACCCUCACCUUUGGGCACGCUGGGUUAGGCUGAUGGAAGUUGGAAUCCAACAUAGGGAGGUCCAGAAGUUCCCCAUCCUUGAAGGGUGAAGCUCAUGCAUUUGGGAGCUAUAUGUGGCAGUGGCACUAGAGGAGGACAAAGUGGCAGCACUCCUGCUUUCCGGCAAGGUUGGGGAAGUUCUGAAUUGGUAGCAGUAACAGCACUGCAACCUGGACCUCCCCUGACUUUGCUGCUGCUGCCUCCAAUCCUAGUUUCAUUGGAAAGAAGGGCACCAUUGCCUUUCUCCCUCUGCCCAUGCGCUGCUGCUGGCAAGGUGCUACAUCCAUGUGGCUCCAUUUAGGGCUUCUGGUACAUGGCUUAGUCUGGAUCAUCUGAAAUGACACACUAAAAGUUUGUUUCAGAAUUACAAUAGCGGCCACCGUACAAUUGCUUCAGAUAACAAGCAAUAGUUUGCUUCACUUUGACAAUGAGCUACAAAACGAACCUACCUACCUACCUGGAUUUAAACUAAUUUAAAGCACAAUCUUCUGCAUAUCUAUCUACUCAAAGCAAAUCUAAUUGAAUGCCCAAAUAAGCAUGUUUACUGUUGCAGCAUUACCAUUUUCAGCCAAAGUUCUCCUUUUGUGGGGGAUGUAUUGAGUGGAUAUGUAUGUUAGCUAUCAGAAAAAAAUCAAACUGCUUCACAGUUUCAUUCUGUGAGCUGAAUACAUUCAAUUAAAAUGUAAUAAAUUCAUGAUUUAAUGCUCAUGCGUUAACAUUUUUUAAUUUGCCUAAAUCACCUCCUGCUCAUUAAUAAAAUUAUUCUGGAGGUCCAGAUCACUUCCCAGUAUACAUAUAAAAUAAAUGAUGACAGAGCUUUAAGAAUGGGUGUCUUGCUCUCAGCAACUAGCUUGAUUAUGCCAUCUUAACCUAUGUCAAAUUUGGAAUGCUAAGGUGAGUUUUCUGAUUGGCUUCAAUAUUGAUUUAUGUUUAUUUUACAAUGAAAACUUCUUGCAACUGACUUAAUGUUUGGCAGAGGCAUCUGAUGCUGGUGGAUUAGUGCUUUCUGUUUCAACUGUUUUAUGGAGAUCACACAUCAUUCUCAUAACCUUCUAGCCUCAAGUUGGAAAAAUGAAAGAAACAUGAAAAUGUUUCUUUUAUUAUUAUUACUAUUUAGGUCUUCUGUGGUUUUUAUCAGUUCUUCAAUACACUUGUAACGUCAGUGCCCAUGUUCCAAUUAGGCUUCCGUACCAGAGCUAUGGCUAAGUUAAAGAAAACGCUCAACUUUUGCAAGGCUGAGUGGGAUUCCCCCCCCCCCAUGUAUUUACAUAGAACAAACAAGAGGUGGAUUUCAGCGUGCAGGAGAUGGAAAACAGGAAGGACUGAGACAUGUUUUAUUUAUUUAUUUAUUUAAAAGCAUCUAUUUAUUUGGAGGCUUGAACCAUGGCAUUUGGAAUGUUGGCCCUGUUCCUUACCAAAUAAGGAUAUUGGAGUCUGUUCCGUCACCUUUAUUGAAUGCCCUUUGUCCAGCUGCCACAUGAAACUAGGAAUGCUUUUAAAAAUCAACAAAAAGACAGUUGGGGUGAGGAGAUUGCUUUAAUAAGAAGGCUAACUGCAAACUGAAAAAUCAUCUUCAAUAAGGACAGGAGCUUGAACUAGUAUUGUUUUCCAUGCUGAACACAAAGGGAAGAGGAAACCUGGGCCUCUUUGCUGUCCGAACUCUUAUCAUGAUCUUCCAUAUCUUCCUUGUCAUGCUGGUGUUUGGUGUGGGCAACUCCUCUGUUUCGAAUUUCUCAUCAUUGGAGGAACAGCUUUUCCAGUACAUUGAAGAACAUGAAAAUGAAUUUGUGCAGACUCUUGGGGAAUGGGUGGCUGUGCAGAGUGAUUCCAUACAACCACAUCUGAGACCAGAAAUAACACGAAUGAUAACAAAAGCUGCAGAGAAACUCAAAGCCAUAGGAGCAAAAGUCAAGUUGGCCAAUACAACCAUUCAGCAGGUGCCUGAUGAUGACCAGAAUAUUAAAUUGCCUUCUAUCAUUCUGGCGAAGCUGGGUGAAGAUCCACUAAAACCCACUGUGUGUUUUUAUGGACAUGUGGAUGUGAUGCCUGCCAAAAAGAAAGAUGGGUGGAAAACAGAUCCCUACACAUUGACUGAUAUUGGUGGUACAUAUACCACCAUUGCUUUUGACACUGUUAUCUUAACAGGAAAUCUUUAUGGGCGUGGAGCAACAGAUAACAAAGGACCUGUCCUAGCCUGGAUACAUGCAGUGAACACAUUCAAAGAAGUAAAGAUAGAUCUGCCAGUAAACAUCAAGUUUCUUAUUGAAGGCAUGGAAGAAGCAGGGUCCAUUGGACUAGAAGAAGUAAUUAAAAAAGAAAAAGAGCAAUUUUUCUCCGAUGUUGACUAUAUUGUGAUUUCGGAUAAUACUUGGCUCACCACAAAAAAGCCAGCUCUUACAUAUGGAACUCGGGGAAAUGCCUGCUUCUCUGUGGAGGUACAAGGUGGUGAAAAAGAUCUUCAUUCAGGAAGCGUAGGUGGCAUCGUCCAGGAACCCAUGUCUGAUCUGAUAGCCCUGCUUGACAGCCUUGUGGAUUCAUCAGGUCACAUACUGAUUCCUGGAAUCUAUGACGAUGUUGCUAACCUUACAGAACAGGAGAAAAAGCUGUAUGAGCCAAUAGAAUUUAACUUAGAGGAAUAUAAAGUUAAUAUUGGCAUCAAUAAAUUUCUCUAUGAUACUAAGGAGGAAAUACUUUUACACUUGUGGCGCUUCCCAUCUCUCUCUAUUCAUGGGAUAGAAGGAGCUUUUCAUGAAUCAGGGAUCAAAACAGUUAUACCAUCAAGAGUCAUAGGAAAAAUUUCAAUCCGGCAAGUCCCUCAUAUGAACCUUUCUACUGUGGAACGUCAGGUGAAGCAGCAUUUAAAAGAUGUAUUCUCUAAACGAAACAGCCCAAACAAACUGACAGUGUCUAUGCAAAUUGGUAUAUUGCCAUGGAUUACUGAUUUCAACGAUCCUCAGUUUAAAGCAGCUGAAAAGGCAAUCCAAAGAGUUUUUAAAAAGAAUCCAGAUAUGAUCCGGGAUGGAUCUACAAUUCCAACUGCCCAGAUAUUUCAGAAUAUAACAAAGAAGAGUGUGAUGAUGUUUCCGAUUGGAGCAGCGGACGAUGGGGAACACUCCCAAAAAGAGAAGAUAAGCAGAAACAAUUACAUUAAUGGAACAAAGGUAUUUGCCUCCUUUUUACUGGAGAUUGCAAAGCUCCAUAAGGAAUUACAUGAAGCCUCCAGUUGAAGAUUGCAACAUGAUGGCCCGUGAAACAAGUCAAGUAUGGUUAGACUACUGAUGCUGUACUUCUCUUAUGAAUUGUUACAAUGCCAGAGAAACUCCAAAGGUCUCUUCUAGACGUAGUUCCAAGACUGAUGGACACUUGUGUUACACGGCAACAUAUUUUUCUAUCCUUUUGAAUGCAUUUUCUCCUUUAAAUCUAUGUAUUUCAAUCAUUCCUAUAUCUGUUAUUGAACUGUGGAACACAAAUAUGCAUUCAUCUUAAUACAGGUGGGAUGUUCCCUGUUACAUUUUAAUGAUUGUUACUGAUAUAUUUCAAUGAUCGUAAACUGUUUUGUGAGAUAUUAUUCAGAAACGUGGUAUACUAUCUAAGCUUUUCAAAUAAAAUAAGAAGUUGUUUCCAGUGUC
Messenger RNA from Rhineura floridana, 4840 nucleotides. Its product is annotated as beta-Ala-His dipeptidase-like. Gene Ontology annotation, cellular component: cytosol. The transcript is spliced from 12 exons. Bases 2822 to 4438 code for a protein of 538 amino acids. The record is from RefSeq and is a predicted model, not a curated record. Gene Ontology annotation, biological process: proteolysis. NCBI's taxonomy places the organism in Eukaryota, Metazoa, Chordata, Lepidosauria, Squamata, Rhineuridae. Gene Ontology annotation, molecular function: dipeptidase activity.